CUCCGUUUGUUCGGGGCCUUUUGUUGUGGCGGCUGACAGUUGGCUAAGCACGGCCGGGCUGAAUCGGGCCAUUGUUGGCGACACCCCCACCCCCCCCCCCUCCAGCUCCCACGCUGCACAUCCCUCGUCCCCAUCCCUCCUUCCCUCCCUCCCUCCCUCCUUCGUCCCCUCCAUCCCUUCUUACAGCCCCCCUCCGUCUAUCUCUCUCCACCCCUUCUUCCAGUCCCCCCUCCAUCCCUUGCAGCCCCCUCCUUUUUCUUUUUUUUCCCUGUUUUUGUAAUUUUCUUUUUUUUUUUUUUUUGCCCGAGAAGCCACAAAACGUGCCUUUCCUCCACGCGAAUCUGGGAGCCGCAAGCCGGACCGAUUGCAAAUGAAGUGUAAUGCAUUGUGGGACGUGUGUAAAAUUGGAUCAUUCGAGGGGAAAAAAAAAAAAAGGAAGGCAGGGACCUGCGGCUGGCGUCCCUAGAAGAGGCAGCGGGGAGAUGCUGGCAGGUCGUGCCCGCCGGUACCCGCGCUAGGCUGAUGCCCGGUGGCCAGCAUCCGUCGAGCCGCAAGGCCUGACCCCAUGCUGCGGCGGGAGGAUUAGGCUUGGGGCAUCCUCAGGAUGAAGAAGACGCGGAGUACGACCUUGCGGCGGGCUUGGCCUAGCUCUGACUUCUCUGACCGGGCCUCAGACCGCAUGAGGUCCCGCAGCGAGAAGGACUACCGGCUGCACAAACACUUCCCACCGGCUUUUAUUUCCCAGGCGUCACGGGGCUACAUGACAUCAGGUGAUGUAUCACCCAUCAGCAUGUCUCCCAUCAGUCAGUCACAGUUUAUUCCACUGGGGGAAAUCCUUUGCCUGGCCAUCUCAGCAAUGAACUCUGCACGAAAACAAGUCACACAAGAAGCACUAAUGGAGCACCUAACAACCUGCUUCCCAGGAGUUCCAACACCCAGUCCAGAAAUCCUUCGACAUACCUUGAAUAUGCUUGUACGGGAGAGGAAAAUAUACCCAACUCCGGAUGGUUAUUUCAUUGUAACCCCGCAGACUUACUUUAUAACACCAUCUCUCAUAAGAACUAACAGUAAGUGGUACCAUUUGGAUGAGAGGAUACCUGACAGGUCUCAAUGUACCUCUCCACAACAAGGAACUAUAACUCCCUCCACCUCGGGAUGCGUCAGGGACCGAACACUACCCAAAAACCACUGCGACUCCUGCCAUUGUUGCAGAGAAGACAUGCACAGCAUGCAUGCGUCUACUCUACAGAGGAAAUCAGCAAAAGACUGUAAAGACUCGUACUGUCCUCCUUCAUUAUGUCAGGUCCCACCUACUGAGAAAAGUAAAAGUACUGUCAAUUUUUCUUAUAAAGCAGAGACACUCACAAAGCCUAAGGAUGUAGAAAAGCAGUCUAAGAAAUUUGGACUCAAAUUAUUCCGAUUAAGUUUUAAGAAGGACAAGACAAAACAGUUGGCAAAUUUCUCUGCCCAGUUUCCUCCGGAGGAGUGGCCGCUAAGGGAUGAGGACACUCCUACCACUAUACCUAGAGAGGUAGAAAUGGAGAUUAUCAGGCGCAUUAACCCAGACUUGACUGUGGAAAACGUCAUGAGGCACACUGCACUAAUGAAGAAACUUGAAGAAGAAAAAGCUCAACGAAGCAAAGCAGGAUCUUCAGCUCACCACAGUGGACGAAGUAAAAAGAGCAGGAAUCACAGAAAGUCUCAUGGGAAAUCGAGGUCACACAGCAAGACUCGGGUGUCCAAAGGAGACCCAUCAGAUGGCUCUCAUUUGGAUAUACCUGCUGAAAGGGAGUAUGAGUUCUAUGAUCCCUUGACUCGAUCCCCACGGGAAGGCUGUUUUAUAAUAGAACACAAGGGAGAUAAUUUUAUAAUGCACAGCAACCCUAACAUGAUUGAAUCUCACUUUCCCAUGACACCAGAGUGGGACGUGUCUGGUGAGCUGGCCAAGAGAAGAACUGAAAUGCCUUUCCCUGAACCUUCCAGGGGAAGCUCCCACUCCAAGGUCCAUCGGAGCCAUAGCCAUACACAGGAUAGAAGAUCAAGGAAUGAGCGGUCCAGUAAGGCUAAAGAAAGGUCUAGAUCCAUGGAUAACUCCAAGGGACCUCUGGGCUCAGCUACUUUAAGCACACCUGAGGACAUAGGUGAAGGCUGUAGCCCAGAUGACCAAACAACUAGCCAAACUUACAUUGAUGAUAGUACCUUAAGGCCAUCUCAGUCGCUCAGUCAUCAAAGGGCUCUGAUUUCAUCAGCAAGCUACAAAGAGACUUGCAUCCCUGAAAUAGCUAGUGGCAGUGUAGAAACCCCCAGUUCUUGUACCCUGAUAGAACAAAGCAAGCCUACAGAGAAUUUGCCAUCGUACAGCGAGCUCAACUCCUGCACAACAAAAUCUGCAGUUGAUGACUAUUUUCAGUGCAACACAUCCAGUGAGACUGUGCUCACUGCUCCAUCACCACUGGGAAAGAAUAAAGAGGAUCAUGACACGCUGACAGGGACAGAUGGGCUCAAAAAAAUGACUCCCGUAGAAAGGCAGUCUCAACACAUUGCUAGGGAGCCUGGCGUGCACAAAGAAGAGUCCCCAAAGGGCCCAAGCAGUGGUUCAGCGGUUGCUGGCCAAGCUCCAGAGGUGAUCGCAAACGGGCGGCUGGUUCAACACCAUAGCGCUGAAUCAAGCAGCCUUGAUAAAAGGAAAGAAAUAUUUAGCAAGGAUACGCUCUUUAAACCUCUGCACAACACUCUUUCUGUGAAUAGUUACCAUAAGUCUAGCACACCCCUGCUAAAGCCCCAUCAAAAGACCCCCUCUGACACGUUGCCAGUCAGAUGUGAGAAACUUGAACAAGCGAUAGUAACCUCAGUCACACAAGUCAUGCCCGUUUCACAGAGACAGCAAGAGACAACGGGGAACCAGGAGGCCUCCUUCGACUACUACAACGUAUCUGAUGACGACGACUCAGAGGAAGGAACCAACAAAAAUGCCGAGGAAGAAAAAAACAGGGAUGAUGUCGGCACGAUGCAGUGGCUCCUAGAGAGAGAAAAGGAGAGGGAUCUGCAGCGAAAGUUUGAGAAGAAUCUUACUCUUCUCACCCCAAAGGAAACAGAAAAUAGCAACCAGAGAGCCACCCACUCAGCCCGCCUGGACAGCAUGGACAGCAGCAGCAUUACUGUGGACAGCGGGUUCAACUCUCCACGUACUCGUGAGAGCCUGGCAUCCAACACUUCAAGUAUUGUUGAAAGCAACAGACGUCAGAACCCGGCUCUGAGCCCUGCGCAUGGUGGCGCAGGCCCAACCUUCAACUUCCGAGCCACCGCAGACCCGCCGACAAGUGAAGCUGAGAAACUGCAGAAACCUGCUAACUGCCUGCAAGCUUCUGUCACUAGUGUCUGAUCGUCAUCCCUCCUCAGAUCUUCUGUCUCAUCCUAUACAGCAAAGUUUACGACACUGGGACUGAUGUUUACAUCUUUGGGGAAAAAUGAAAAAAAAAAAAAAAAGAAG
Molecule: messenger RNA, 3490 nt
Organism: Chroicocephalus ridibundus (black-headed gull)
Lineage: Eukaryota; Metazoa; Chordata; Aves; Charadriiformes; Laridae
Gene: STOX2
Product: storkhead box 2
Exons: 4
Coding region: 605-3382 (925 amino acids)
Biological process (GO): regulation of transcription by RNA polymerase II
Cellular component (GO): cytoplasm; nucleus
Molecular function (GO): RNA polymerase II transcription regulatory region sequence-specific DNA binding
Source: RefSeq, a predicted model, not a curated record